Phalacrocorax carbo (great cormorant) is the source of this 1843-nucleotide messenger RNA. NCBI's taxonomy places the organism in Eukaryota, Metazoa, Chordata, Aves, Suliformes, Phalacrocoracidae. The record is from RefSeq and is a predicted model, not a curated record.
UUCUUCUUUCUCUCUUUGUCACACGAUGUGAAAAGAACUGUGAUUUAUUUUGGGAUUUCUGUCAUCCUAGGUAUUUUGGAAAUAUUUGCUGUGUCUCAGGGGAUUGUAGGAAUACGAGGAGUUUUCAGCAACAAAUUUUUAGCGAUGUCAAAAAAAGGAAAACUCCAUGCAAGUGCCCGGUUCACGGCAGACUGCCAGUUUCGGGAGCGCUUCCAGGAGAACAGCUACAACACCUACGCCUCGGCCAUCCACCGCAGCCCACGCUCGGGCCGCCAGUGGUAUGUGGCGCUCAACAAGCGGGGCAAAGCCAAGCGGGGCUGCAGCCCCCGCGCCCGGCCCCAGCACGUCUCCACGCACUUCCUUCCCCGCUUCCGCCAGCCGCAGGCCCCCGAGCUCGCCUUCACCGUCACCCUCCCCGAAAAGAAGCCCCCGCCACCACCAAAACCAAAGGUUGCCCCAUCCCCACCUCGGAAAAACCCUGGCCCUGUCAAGUACCGGCUGAAGUUUCGCUUCGGGUAGCACGGCAUGGUGGGGAUGCCGGGGCAGGAGAGACCGGGCGCCUGGACAGCUUUUGGGGGUGACCCCACAGGAGACCUGUGUCCCCCUUCCCUGGACGGAUGUGGGGAGGCUCCGGGGAGCUGUGUUGGGCUUGGGGUCUUCACCCAACAGUCCGGACAGCAUCUUUGGUGGCAUGCGCUGGAGCGACAUAACUUGGACUUUCCAAAGAGUAUUCCUGUGGUGAGCAGGAAACACUUGUGAUGGACCUCGGGUUAAUUUUCUGUUGUUGAAAGAAGCAGAAAGGUACCUCUAUGGCGAACGUAUUUUCUUACCUUAUUUUCACUAGUGACUCUUUUGACAAUCAUUUUCAUACAAGAGAUAUGUUCAGAGCCAAUCUAUUAUGUUGGGGUUUUUUCCUUUUAUUUUUUUGUUUUUUAAUUCCUUUUUGCUGCACUUUUUUCCUCCGACUGUACCUCAGACACCGUGUAUCCAGGUCUGCCCUUUCUCCAUCUCUUAAAAACUAGCUCCUCCCUUCCACUUUUGAACAACGAGACCACGCCAAACAAAUUCAUUCACCUUACCUGUGGUGCAAGAGGGUCUUAAAACUCUUUGUUGGCAAUAAUGUAAAUAUAUAUAUGUAUUUUUUAAGGGUUGCUGGCUUGGGGAGGGUGGCUGUUUGCAGCCCUGUUCCUGGUGGUCUCUCCCGUUCUUCUCUGGACAGCUGGAGGAGUGAGUCUCCUCCUGCCCAUCUAAGUAUGUCUUCAAUGUCUGUGUUGUUUAAAAUACCUCUGCCCCGGCCCCGUGGCAUUCCUGCUUGCACGGGGAGGGACCCACGCCGAGACCACUCCCUGUGGGGUGGCCAGGGGCAGCCCCUCUGCACCCCUGCUCCCCCAGGACGGGGAUGCCUUUGGCCCCUGGGUGCCUACCGGUUUCUUCCAACAGUUUGCGCUGCUGAUUUAUUUUAUCAUUCACACAACACUUCCAGAGGGAGGGGAAAGGGUUUUAUUUUAUAGCAAGCGUGGCAACGUGGCAAUAAAUGCCGUUACAGCUACCCGUACCUUUGGAAGUGGUUCUUUCCUGCCCAGGUUGCCCAAUGACCCUGGCUGUUGAGCUGUUUCUCCAUUGUGGUGUUAUCUGUGGAGUAAUUGUGUGUAUGGAGUCUUAACUGGCAUUUAGCUGUGUUGCGUACGUACAGAAAAAUGGUAGCAUUGAACCUCACCAGUUAAGCCUUAAAAGGACCCCAGGUGGGCUCGUGUUAGCAAAACCCCUCCCAAGCUCAGCCCUGCUAGUUUCGAGCAGCAAUAAUGAGGGCAGGCGGCACCGCCGACCCUUUUCUCCAAAUCUG